UUCCGGUACUAUCAUUACGACCCAAGUCUCGCCGCCAAUGCCGUUUUCGUCGGCCUCUUCGGGGUCGUAGCUGUAGCGCACGCAUAUCUUCUUAUCCGCAGACGAGCGUGGUUCUUCAUUCCCUUUUUGAUAGGAUGCAUCUUCGAGGUGGGCGGAUACAUCGGCAGAAUCGUCGCGGCAAACGAGAACCCCAACUUCACGUUGGGCGUCUACAUAUGGCAGACUCUCCUCAUCCUCCUUGGGCCCGCCCUCAUGGCCGCGUCCAUCUACAUGGUCCUCGGCCGGCUGAUCCGGCUGCUCGACGGACAUAAAUAUGCACUGAUCCGGUCGACGUGGAUGACCAAGCUCUUUGUGUCGGGCGAUGUCCUGUCGUUUCUUGCGCAGGGUGCCGGCGGCGGCAUCCUCUCCGGCGACGACACAUCCCAAGCCACCCAAGACCUCGGGCAGGGGAUCAUCCUCGGCGGGCUGGGGAUCCAACUCUUCUUCUUCGGCCUGUUCAUCUUCACGACCAUCCUCUUCCACUUCCGCAUCGCCAAAAACCCAACCACCCGCUCCUUCUCAGUAACAACCCCCUGGCGGCAGCAGCUGGUGGCUCUGUACGUGACCAGCGUGCUGGUGAUGGUCCGCUCCAUCUUCCGCAUGGCCGAGUUCGCGCUCGGGGCAAACAGCAUCCUGAUGCAGCACGAGGCCUACCUGCUUGGGCUUGACGGCGCGCUGAUGUUCCUUGUGGCGGGUAUUUUUGUGUGGUGGCAUCCGUACAAGGCGCUGGAGGGGUACAAGGAGAUGCCGAAGAGG
Canariomyces notabilis is the source of this 795-nucleotide messenger RNA. Its product is annotated as RTA1 like protein. The transcript is spliced from 3 exons. The record is from RefSeq and is a predicted model, not a curated record. The annotation marks the transcript as partial. Lineage: Eukaryota; Fungi; Ascomycota; Sordariomycetes; Sordariales; Chaetomiaceae. Gene Ontology annotation, cellular component: membrane.